GCAAAGAUGAAUGAAUAUUGGGAAGAUUCGGACCCGAAGACCCGACCCGACCUUGAGAGGAUCCUUUUUAAAAUCAACAGUGAGAAAAUGGAUAGUCCGGAAUCAAAGACUUAUCUAACCAAAUCUCGAAUCAUAUCAUAGAGAGAGAGAGAAUUGACGACGAGCUUGGAAGAGAUGGCGGUGAUGGGGAAACUGAGGAUGUUCGUGGCGCAGGAGCCUGUUGUCGCCGCCUCUUGCUUGAUCGGCGGUGUUGGACUCUUUCUGCCUGCUGUUGUGAGGCCUAUUCUUGAUUCACUCGAGGCUUCCAAACAAGUUAAAGCCCCUCCACUUACCCAUGUUAUUGCUGGUGUCACAGGGCAGAAACAGAGCUAAUCCCAUGCAAUGAUUUUUUUUCCCUGUUUUCUUACAUUCAGAUUCCCUUUUUUUUGUCUUCUAACUCUUUUACAUUCACAAAUGAAAUAAGCCAGACCUCUCUUUUUUUUU
Molecule: messenger RNA, 483 nt
Organism: Brassica napus (rape)
Lineage: Eukaryota; Viridiplantae; Streptophyta; Magnoliopsida; Brassicales; Brassicaceae
Exons: 3
Coding region: 175-372 (65 amino acids)
Source: RefSeq, a predicted model, not a curated record